Acaulospora morrowiae is the source of this 1786-nucleotide messenger RNA. The record is from the annotation of a GenBank genome assembly. NCBI's taxonomy places the organism in Eukaryota, Fungi, Glomeromycota, Glomeromycetes, Diversisporales, Acaulosporaceae.
GAAUCCCGAAAUGGCUAAUGCCUAUGAGGUGCCUAAAUAUUUCCAGGGUGAUCUUUUUGAAACUUUGUCCGAAAAACGACCACCGCACAGAUGGAUGAUUAUCGGACCUGCAAGGUCAGGGGCGUCGUGGCAUGUUGAUCCUUUUGGUACUUCAGCGUGGAACACACUUCUUACUGGAAGAAAACGUUGGGCUUUAUAUCCACCGCACGUUUUUCCACCGGGAAUGACAAUUUCGCGCACCGGAAUGAAUGGUCAUCAGUCACUUUUUAACGAAGGUGUACUGGAUGAUACCAAGGAUUCCACUACGUCGCUACUCUGGUAUCUUGAAGUUUACCCACAAUUAGAACCGGGUGCUCUUCCAUUGGAAAUUGUACAGGAAGCUGGGCAGACAAUCUUUUUGCCAAGCGGGUGGUGGCACAUGGUCCUCAAUAUCGAAGACACCAUUGCAAUUACUCAAAAUUUUGCCAAUAUUCACAACCUCGAACAUGUCUGUGAAACAUUGAUGAGCGAGAGGCAUAAGCAACAGGCAAGUUUACUCUUGUGGGAGCUAUUUAGUGAGAGCGUGACAACAGCCUACCCAUACUUGGAUCCAUUUAUUUCACACAAAGUUUCGCAACUGUUGGACACAACAGACGAUCCGAUUAUACUUGAAGAAGGAUUUUCAUCCAAGAUAGAUUUUGUUGAAUCAUUUCGUGAUCUAAACUUUUGGAAACCCCGAGUCGCACGAGCCCUUGAAAGGUGUGGUAUAGAUCAAAAUGUAGAAAUCGAUGUCAUCACACGUGGGCAGAAUCCGGUCUUUCAAAUUUCCACUUUCAUUAUCAAGUUUUAUUCACAUCUACAUAAUGGCAUCGAAACUUUUACAACAGAGAUCAAUGCAUAUUCGCAUAUUCGGGAACAUAUUUCUAAUGAGUUUACUGAGUGCUUCCCAAAACUUUUAGGAACUGGCUACUUGUUCGAUGAAUCAAACGAACGAAAAUAUCGUUGGCCAUUCUCGAUCAUCGAAGCUGUCGCCAAGGGUGGGUCAAGUCUUUCGGAAAUAACUAGUGGCGUUGAGUCGUAUACUACUUUUGAUGAUAAAUUGGAUUCAGAUGAUGAAAGUGGGAUUAUCAGUUGGAAUGAAGUGAUUGAUUUUACCGUUAAGAUAUUAUAUGGCAUUCUUCCAUCUGUACCCAGUGUAGUGCAUUUAAAUUCGCAUUCAUUCCUUAAAUUCUUAUCUCAACGGCUCGAAAAGGCACCAAGCACACACGCUGAGUGGCUAAUUUUUCCACCACGCUUAAAUUCUCAGAUAUCAUCUUAUCUGCCAAACUCGCUUCUUGAACUUUAUAACCCGGAUCUUGAUGGAACCGCCGGAUUUUUGCACGGAGACUUUAAUGCCGAAAACAUUCUCGGAUUGAUUAUGCCCGACGAUCCUAAUGACCUCGAUUUGGAUGAAUUCAAGUCUGGGCAUUGGAAAGCGACGUCAAUAAUCGAUUUCGGUGAUGCACACCUAUAUGGAGGCGACCCGUUAUUCGAAUUGGUGCUAGUUUUUAUAUCAGUCUUUGGUUGCUCAAAAACGCUGUUACGACGAUUCUUGGAAAAGUACAAUCACGAAGGAGACUUGAAGAUAUCAACGAGAAUGUUUGCGAGAAGGGCAAUGUGGUAUACAUUAUUAUUGGGGUUUGAGGGUGCCACAAAGCACAUGUUGAAAAGUCUACCGGGAAUUAGGGAACUUGGGAGUUGGUUUGAAGUGGAGAGUUAUGCUUGGAAUUUUGACAGUGUGACCUUGGGAAAUAAUCUUACCCUAUAG